Molecule: messenger RNA, 1248 nt
Organism: Rotaria sordida
Lineage: Eukaryota; Metazoa; Rotifera; Eurotatoria; Philodinida; Philodinidae
Source: the annotation of a GenBank genome assembly
AUGACUAAACCACCUAUAAGUUAUAUAGGAUUAAUAAUAUUAGCUAUACAAAAUAGUCCAGAUCAAAAAUGUAUUGUAAAUGGUAUUUAUCAAUAUAUUAUGGAUCAUUAUCCUUAUUAUCGAGAAAAUCAAGCAGAAUGGCAACGGUCUAUUCGAUAUAGUUUAGUAUUCAAUGAGUCUUUUAUUAAAGUUGCACGAAAUGAGAAACAACCAGGUUUGUUAAAUAUUGACAUUCGAUUACAGAGCUAAUAAUAUCGAUACUUUCUAGACAAUAUAUAAUCAUUUCAACUAUUGAAAAGAACGUAUUAUUGCAUUAAAAUAAGUGUAAUAUAUAACUCCCCCUAUAGGUUUCCGAGUAAUGUUGGAAAAUGUGAGGACAGGAAGUUGAAUUAAAAUAACUUUCAACAUUUAUUUUUUUGACCAAAUUAAUGUAAAUCAAAAAUUCACUCAUGUAAUACUUUGAGAAUUCAUAGAUUGAUAGGAUAUUUCAAGCUCUUAUGACUGAAUGUACCUUUUAAGAGACAUUUUUUUUACGAAGUCAAAUGGAUUAAGAAUUUUCAGUAAGGUUUCAUCCAAUAGUUGAACACUACGGUUGACAAUAUCACUCCAAAAAAACAAAAACUUAGGUUGAGUCUACGAAAAAAUAAAAUUUGCAAAAAAAAUUAUGAAUUUUAAAGAAUCUGUUGUAGUGUUUGAUGGGCACUUAAGAAUGAUUUCUUUUACACUCUAUAACCUAUCAGAUCAUCUUAGUCCGGGAAAAUAUUGAUUUUGAAAUAUAUAGUUCUGUCAAAUUUUUUCAAUAACAGUUAUUGCAAUGUACUUUGAAAUUUAGUUCGUUGAAAGAGAGUAUCGAUUAGCUUUUCUUGGUGUUUCAUUGUAAUUCUUCAAAUCUUGAAUAAAAAAAGUUCGAGAAAUCUUCUUUUUGCCGAGAUUCCUGUAAUCAAACAAAAGUUCUUGAUAAAGAUCGGAGAAUCGAACAUAUAUCAUAUGGACCGAUCAAAAACCACUCACUAUAUCAAGGGCAAAUAUUUGUCUUACCCUUAACGUAUAAUCUUUAUAAUAUCGGGUGGCGCAUAAAGAAUGACGAUCACAGUAUUUUAUCGAUACCUUCUUCAAUUUUAAUCGCUCAUAUUUCGGCUUAGUUUUAAAAGACUCCUCAUGCGAUUCUCUACAGUGACUCGCAUUUUAGAGAAUCGCACGAGGAAUCUUUGAAAACUAAGCUGAAAUAUGAGCGAUUAAAAUUGAAGG